Sinocyclocheilus anshuiensis is the source of this 2289-nucleotide messenger RNA. RefSeq names its product E3 ubiquitin-protein ligase CBL-like. Gene Ontology annotation, molecular function: SH3 domain binding; phosphotyrosine residue binding; calcium ion binding. Lineage: Eukaryota; Metazoa; Chordata; Actinopteri; Cypriniformes; Cyprinidae. The record is from RefSeq and is a predicted model, not a curated record. The transcript has 12 exons. Gene Ontology annotation, biological process: cell surface receptor signaling pathway; negative regulation of epidermal growth factor-activated receptor activity. Bases 247 to 1995 code for a protein of 582 amino acids. Gene Ontology annotation, cellular component: membrane raft; plasma membrane.
GUUUGAUAAGUUAUAGUUUCAGAGGAUUUCAUCUUUAGCUAGCUCUGCUAAAAAUGACGCUUUCCAUAAACUCAACCUAUCAUCAGGUGUUACAUGCAUAAAAGAGGAUAUCUGCAUCAACUACACUUUAAUUGUGUGAAGGAAGUGAUUGUUUCCAACACUAUUUUCGAUGACUGUUGAUUCAGACACAUGUCAGAAUCUUAACUAGCACUCCACGUGUGACACGUUGGAUAUAUCUCAUCUAUCAUGGCAACAGCUAGACGUUCGAGUCAAGCUCCUGACACUUCUCAAUCCGUGUCCCAGUCCCCCACCAGCACGGACCGUAAACUUCUUGAUAAAGUUCUCAGGAGACUGGACAAACUGCAUAAACUGAGCACCAACCCCAGGUUGGGUCUUAAAAACAGCCCGCCGUACCUUCCCGAACUAGUGUCGGAGACCGCCAUCCACCUGACAGAAGUAUGGGCUCCCUACAGGGGCUCCAUGAUGGCCGUGCCACGAGGGGACGAGGGUGAUUAUCUGAGGAUCCAUAUUCGACACCUGCUGGACAAGGCAGAUAGAGCUGUGCUGCUGUUCAAGGAUGGCAAGGAGAAGAUGUUCGAAGAGACAUCAAGCUACAGGAGAAAUCUUACUAAGCUGUCACUGCUGUUCAGCCACAUGUUGAAUGAACUACAAACUUUGUUUCCUGGGGGACGAUUUCAGGGUGAUACUUAUAGAAUUACAAAGACAGAAGCCAAAGACUUCUGGAGGAAAACCUUUGGACACAAAUGUAUAGUGCAGUGGAACAUUUUUAAACAGCAGCUGAGGAGGGUUCAUUACUUUGAAGAGGGAAUGGAGGCCAUGGCUUUGAAGUCCACAGUUGAUCUCACUUGUAACGAUCACAUAUCCAUCUUUGAGUUUGAUAUUUUCACCAGGCUUUUUCAGCCCUGGUCAACUUUGCUAAGAAACUGGAAUCAUUUAGCAGUAACUCACCCAGGAUACAUGGCGUUUCUCACCUACGACCAGGUCAGGGUCCGACUAGAGCACUACAGACAUCGUCCUGGCAGCUACAUCUUUCGUCUCAGUUGCACACAAAUGGGUCAGUGGGCGAUUGGUCAUGUGACCAGUGAUGGCAACAUUGUGCAAACCAUUCCCCAAAAUACACCUCUUUACCAAGCACUCAUACAAGGUUUCAGGGAGGGCUGCUAUUUAUAUCCUGAUGGGCGUGAUGUGAACCCUGACCUCACCAGCCUGUGCAGUCCGACUCACAAGGGUCGAGUCAAAGUCACAGAGGAGCAGUAUGAAUUAUACUGUGAGAUUGGCAGCACAUUUCAGCUCUGCAAAAUCUGCACAGAACGAGACAAAGACACUCGCAUUCAGCCCUGCGGGCAUCUGCUGUGUCAGCCCUGCUUGACUGGCUGGCAGAAGUCAGACGGGCACACGUGCCCCUACUGCCGCUGUGACAUCAGAGGCACAGAAUCCAUCCUCAUUGAGCCCUACCUGCCAGAGAGAGACAGGAGGGCAGGGGGGGAGGAGGAAGAGGAGGAAGAUGAAGAUGAGGAGGAAGAUCAUGAGGAUGUGGAGCUGGUGAUGAAAAAACUGGCUUGUAUGAAAAAGAUAUCACAGGAGGAGUAUCAAGUUCCCCGUUCCAAUCUAUCACUUCCUCCCCUUCCUCCCAAAAGACAGUCACUUUCCCCGUGUCCAUCUCCCAAACCGCCCUCCAGAUCCUUGAGCAUAGGCACACAGAAACUCAAACAUGGUUCCUGGUCAGAAAACAUGCUAAGACAAACUUCCUCAGAUAGAAGUGAGGAACUUUUGGAAGACUUCCGUCCCUCCUCUUUGCCAUAUGUCAGAAACAGUGGGGUGUCCUGGGAAGGGCCUUCAGAAAAUGUAAAAAGGAAGAGGAAAGAGAAAAGAAGGGGCAAUGAAGAAGAAGAGCACGACAGAGGUGUGGCGGAUUCAGCGUCUCCUUCAGGAAAUCACAUUCAUGGGGAGAUGGAAGGAAACACUUCAUCCUGACAAGGAAAAUCACCUCAGACUUCAGACUGUAAAGCAUAUUUGCAAGACAAAGCAAUCUUUUGAUAUCUGCAACACUGGACAACCAAAAUGAUUCAAAGGACUCAAUAGUCACCAGAUUCAGAACAUACAUGCAUGUAGGAAUAUUAGCUCCAUUGACCGUUGCAUUGACAGGAGAAAACAAGCAUCUUACUGCUCACACCUUUUUAAUACAUUUUAAAUUCUACCUCAUGCCUACUAAAUGUUUAGAGAACAAGCACUGUGUUUUGACAGACCACAAUGAAUAAAAAAAUGUUU